GUGAACUGCAACGCGAAUUUGUGCUGUGUGUACUGCCUAAAAAAGCUCUUUGCAAUCCCAUCCGCUCCGGGAUUGUAAUCGCCCUCAAAACAAUAACACAGGUACCGCGAGUGAUAGUACGUGAAUUAGAAACUUCCAAAUCGUGAAUUUAGUGCUGUUCAGUGUUUUUUCUUGCAUUGUGAAGGGUUAGGAAGAGAAAUUUUUCCUUGGCUACGUUGCCUAGACAAAAAUUAUCCAAAAUGGCGUCGGAUCGAAUGCGGUGAAAAUUUUGCACAUUAUGAAAAAAUCAUUUUUUGUGUUUCAAUACGGUAUUUUUGCACGGAUUUUUGCGUUUUUUGCCAAUUUGGAUCAAAUGUAAUUUUCUAAACGUGAAUCCCUUCAAGUGGUGUUAACUUCAUUUAGAUAUUAUAAAGAAAAACAGUCGAAAAUUCAUCAUGAGUCAGGCCUCCGUCGAGACGGAUAAACCGAUAUUGGGUUCGAAUGACUUGUCCGGAUCAACGGAAGCUUCGCAUGUAUUUGAACGUCGAAAUUAUGGCAAGGAACAGCUGAGAUCCCGCCUUGACUUAACUAAUCAGUUGGAAGAUGAUAGUUUGUCGAAAGAGGACAAAAGCGAUUCGGAGAACGAGUCCGGCAGCGACAGUAAAAGUGAAUCCGGCACGUCCGAUUCGGAAAGCGACAACGGUUCCGAUUCGUCCAGUUCUAGCUCGAGCGAUAACGAGCAGAACAGUAGCAACGUUAAUACGGCGCACAAUGACAGCACCCGCCGGCGGCGGCCCGAGGUGAACGGCGAUGUUGCGUCGUCGGAUCACAACGAAAGUAAAUCGGGCAAUGAGGAUGAAUCCGACAACGAUACGUCCGGAGCAACGGCGGAUCACAGUGCUGGUGGCGCUGGUGUCGGUUCAGGCAGCAAUCAAAUAAACAAUAGUGACAAGUCUCGCCACAGCAGUGCGCACUCCAAAUCUGGUUCGGAUGAAAGCGCGGAAGAAAACAACAGCGAUUCGGAAGACAGCGGCAAACCGAGCAACGCCAGUCAAAGUCAGGAUGACGAGGACGACGAGGAUGAAGCGGGCAGCGAAAACUCGGACAACGAUGCAGACGAAGAUCAGCAAGAGCAGUCUUCAAAAAGUAGUUACGAUGAUGAGGACUACGCUGCUAAUAACCGUAGGAACAACGCGCGAAAGAAAGCUGCGGCGGCGCAAGCUAAACGGAAGUCAGCGGCCACUGCACCUGCCCGGAAAAAGAAAAGCAGUCGUUGGAAGUCGGAUACCUCGGAGGACGAAAGCGAUGUCAGCGAGCAGGACAGCUCGGAUGCCGGUGAUGGCAGCUACGGUGCCCGCCGGGCACCGGCCAAAAAGCGUGCUGCACCACCACCGAAGCCGAAAGCGAAGAAAAAGAAACGCACUGCCUAUACGUCUGAUGAGGGAAGCGGUGAUAGCGGGGAAAAUUCCCGCCAGGGUAGGAAUCGUAGAAAAACAGCUGUUAGCUAUAAGGAGGAGAGCGGCGAAGAGCAGACUGAUAGUGAGGAUCUAUUGGAAAUAGAUGCUGAGCAGGCGGAAGCAGCUGCUGCCGCUGCCGCUGAAGACGAGAAGACUGAAACGAUCGAGCGAAUAAUCGGCCAACGGAUAGGUAGAAAAGGUGCAACCGGAGCGGCAACCACUUGUUAUUCCGUAGAAGAAAGUGGUGAUCCAAACGAGGAGGCUGAGUCGAACGAGGCCGGAAAUACCGAACAGCAGUAUCUGAUUAAAUGGACCGGUUGGUCCUAUCUACAUUGUACGUGGGAAUCUGAGGAAUCGCUAAAGGAACAAAAAGUGAAAGGAAUGAAAAAACUGGAGAACUACAUCAAGCGAGAAAUAGACAUUGAGUACUGGCGAAAACAUCAAGCUGGACCGGAAGAUAUCGACUAUUACGAAUGUCAACAGGAAUUACAGCAAGAUUUGCUCAAAAGUUACUACAACGUGGAGCGCGUGAUUGCCCAGGUCGAAAAACCGGAAGGUGGAAUAGAUUACCUGUGCAAGUGGGAAUCGCUUCCCUACGCUGAUUCUACUUGGGAGGAUGCCAGUUUGCUAUCAAAAAAGUGGAGUAAAAAGCUGGAAGAAUUCCAGGAACGUGAAGAUAGUCGCCGGACGCCUUCCAAACAUUGUAAGGUUAUUAAAUAUCGACCAAAAUUUCACCAUCUAAAAAGUCAACCGGAAUAUCUUGGGGAAGACCGCGGUUUGAAAUUAAGAGAUUACCAAAUGGACGGUUUAAAUUGGCUAAUUCUCACGUGGUGCAAGGAAAACUCAGUGAUUUUGGCGGAUGAAAUGGGUUUGGGUAAAACAAUUCAAACCAUUUGCUUCCUGUACUAUUUGUUCAAAGCGCAGCAACUCUAUGGACCGUUCCUGUGCGUCGUGCCGCUUAGCACAAUGACAGCGUGGCAACGAGAAUUCGCGAUCUGGGCACCGGAAAUGAAUGUCGUUACCUAUCUGGGUGAUGUGGCGUCACGAGAAAUUAUUCGGCAGUAUGAAUGGUGUUUUGUGAACAAUCAAAAACUGAAGUUCAAUGCAAUUUUAACUACUUACGAAAUUCUGCUGAAGGACAAAACAUUUCUCGGCAGUCUAAGCUGGGCAGCGUUACUUGUUGACGAAGCACAUCGGUUGAAAAACGACGAUUCACUACUGUACAAAGCAUUGGAAGAAUUCGACACCAACUACCGGUUACUAAUUACCGGGACACCACUGCAAAAUUCCCUAAAAGAACUGUGGGCUCUUCUGCAUUUUAUUAUGCCGAAUAAAUUCGACUCUUGGGAAACGUUUGAACGGAACUAUGGCAAUACUACCAACGAUAAAUCGUACACGAAGCUCCAUAAGGAACUGGAACCGUAUAUAUUGCGGCGUGUGAAAAAGGAUGUUGAAAAGAGUUUACCCGCGAAGGUGGAACAGAUCCUAAGGGUAGAAAUGACUUCGAUACAAAGACAGUACUAUCGUUGGAUUUUGACGAAGAACUUCGACGCCCUGCGUAAGGGAAUGAAAGGUUCCAUUAAUACAUUCCUGAACAUUGUGAUUGAACUGAAGAAGUGUUGCAAUCAUGCACUUUUGACAAGGCCUACCGAGUUUGAGUCACAAACAGCCAAUCAGGACGAUGUGGUGGUACAGUUGCUUAAGGGCUCCGGCAAGCUGGUUUUGCUGGAUAAGCUUUUGUGUCGGCUGAAGGAAACCGGUCAUCGAGUGUUGAUCUUCUCGCAGAUGGUUCGGAUGUUGGACAUCCUGGCGGAAUAUUUGCAGAAGAGGCAUUUUUCCUUCCAGCGGCUGGAUGGUAGUAUAAAAGGUGAAUUGCGAAAGCAAGCGUUGGAUCAUUUCAAUGCCGAGGGCUCGACCGAUUUUUGUUUUCUUUUGUCUACCCGAGCUGGUGGACUGGGAAUUAACCUGGCUACGGCUGAUACGGUAAUCAUUUUUGAUUCCGAUUGGAAUCCGCAGAAUGACUUACAAGCCCAAGCUCGUGCUCAUCGGAUAGGGCAGAAAAAUCAGGUCAAUAUUUAUCGCUUGGUUACGGCCCGAUCCGUUGAAGAGGACAUUGUGGAACGUGCAAAGAAGAAAAUGGUUCUCGAUCACUUGGUGAUCCAGCGAAUGGACACAACUGGGCGAACAGUACUUGACAAAAAUGGAGCCAAUAAUACGAGUAAUCCCUUCAACAAGGACGAGCUAUCGGCGAUUCUGAAGUUUGGUGCGGAGGAAUUGUUCAAAGAGGACGAAGAUGGAGAUGACGAACUUGUAUGUGAUAUUGAUGAAAUUCUCAAGCGAGCAGAGACGCGCGAUGAGGCGCCUGAUAUGCCCGGUGACGAACUUCUGUCGGCGUUUAACGUAACGACGUUUGAUUUUGACGAGGAAAAGGAAACCUCGGCAAUGCGAAAACCGGUAAACCCACCUAAUGAAGCUGAACAAGAUGCUGACACUAAAGACUGGGAUGAGAUUAUUCCGCAAAACUAUCGUGAGCUUAUUGAAGCAGAGGAGCGGAGCAAAGAGCUGAAUGACCUUUAUUUACCGCCAAGGCGCAAAACUCUUCAGCAAAUCAAUCAAGCUAAUGAAGAAGGUAGUGGCAAGAAGCGUAAAAAACGAACCGCUGAGGACGAAAGUGGCGAGGAGUCUGAGGCUAGUGAGGAUGGCAAACCCAGUAAGAAGGCGGGUGGCCGAGGUAGACCCUCAAACAAGGAGAAAAUCUCCGGCUUCACUGACACUGAGCUCAGAAGGUUUAUUAAGAGCUAUAAAAAAUUCCCAGCGCCACUGAAACGGUUAGAGGCUAUCGCAAUCGACGCAGAGUUGCAGGAAAAACCUCUCUCGGAACUAAAACGAGUGGGUGAACUGCUGCAGGAACGAUGUGUCCAAUUUAUGGAGCAUUCAAAGGAAAAUGACGAGAAGGAUAAAAACUCAACGGAAGAAAAAGCUAAACGGGGACCCCGCGCUGCCUUUUCGAUCCGCUUUGGUGGUGUCUCCUUUAACGUCAAAACGUUGCUCCAAUGUGUCGAAGAGUUGCAACCGCUUGAUGACGUCUUACCUGUUGAUGCCAACGAACGUUCGCAAUGGGUUUUGAACAUCAAAACGCGCCCGGCGAACUUCGACGUAGAGUGGACUAGUGAAGAUGACUCACGAUUGCUCCGUGGAAUCUAUCAGUUCGGUAUUGGUUCAUGGGAAGCAAUGAAACUGGAGGAUUCGUUGAGUCUGGGUGAUAAAAUUUUAGCAAAUGAUGGCUCGAAAAAACCGCAGGCGAAACAUCUUCAAUCUCGAGCGGAAUACUUGCUGAAAAUAAUUCGGAAGAAUCUCGAGCUGAAAAAAGGGAUUGGUAAAAAACCACGCAAACAACGAAAGCCGCGAGGCGAAGGAAAAGCUUUGUCAGCUCCAAUUGUUCAAUCACCUCUAUCGUGUCAGGAGGCAGACGGAAAUGAAGGCUCUUCAGUGGAAGAUAAAAAUUUGUCCACUCCUGUGUCUUCUAGUAAAAAUAAGAAACUGUCGGAAUCUGACACACACCAUCAUGAUCACGAUAUCAAUUCCAACGGCCCCAAGGAGGAUCACAAGGAGCACAAAGAAAAGAAGGAGCGUAAAAAACGGGAAAAGACUAAAGAUACCAAAAAGGACAAGAAGAAGAAUACCGGCCCGAUGCAUUUCACGGCCAACAAUGAGCCCUGUGCGUUAAAUAUUAUAGGUGACCUAGAUCCCAGUGUGUUCAAUGAAUGUAAGGAAAAGAUGCGUCCCGUUAAAAAAGCUUUAAAGACGCUGGACAAUCCAGACCAAACACUUUCACCGCAGGAUCAGGUCAACCAGACCCGAGCAUGUCUUCUCAGUAUUGGAAACCAAAUCAACCAGUGUUUGGCGGUCUACAAAGAUCCCGAAAAGAUCAAAGAAUGGCGAAGUAAUUUAUGGUACUUCGUAUCAAAGUUCACAGAGUUUGAUGCCAAAAAACUGUUUAAACUCUACAAACAUGCAAUGAAGCGCAGCGGUGGAGAGGUGGAUGAUGCUGUCGGAGGUAGCGGCAGUAGUGCGGAGAAGAAGAAAGAUCACCACCAUCACCACCACCACCAUCAUCAUCAUCACCAUCACAAGGAUGGUCCGGGUUCCGCCCAGAACUCCCCGGUCAAGGAGGCCAAAGAGAAAGCGGAGAAAGUUACAAAAAAUCUUCCAGGGACGCCGCAGGCGCUGCAGACUUUAGGGAAAAUUAAAAAAAUAAGUAAAAAAGAUAACGGGCAAACCCGGCAAAAUGUUCCUAUGAUGGUAACGACACCACUUGCUGAGCAGGAAAAGGACAAAUCAAUCAGCAGUGAUCGGCGGGAACGAAAAGAGAAGAAACGGCUACACGGAAAUACGGGAGCACCGGAUCGAGGUAAUGCCGGUGGAAUGGAUGGCGAUUUGCAUCACCGAAAAGAACGAGAACGAUAUUUGGGACAGGAUGGUGAUGCGAAGGACGAUGCACCGCACGUCAAACGAAAGCUUGAGGAAGGAGAGCUCGAUGAGAACAGUAAAGAGUACAAGCGGCUGCAUGGUGACGGAAGGACAAUUCGAGAUCGUGACAAAAAAUGGGAUGAUUAUCCAGAUCGUACGGGUACUAUGAGAGGAGCAAUUCCUCGGGGCGGUGCGCCGGGAACACCGCAAGGUAUGCGCGGUGGAAUGUAUCCGGAAGGAGGAGGACGUGGUGGACCAUAUCCGGAUGAUCGAUGGAGCGGUCGCGAUCGAUUCAGUGAUCACAAACGUGAUCGAUAUGACGGUUACAAUCGCCACCCUCCCUCGAAUUACCACCGCGACCAUCGAGAUCGAGAUCGGGGUGAUCGACAGUACAAGGAUAAACGAAGAUAUCCACCACCGCCAGGAGGUUACUCCAGCAACCAUUAUGGUAUGCCACCGGGUGGCUACUAUCCUCCGGGCGAUAAUCCAUAUCGAUACGCAGCAGGCUAUGAUCGGGGUAGCGGAGGACCGUCAGGGGGUGGUCCUGGUGGACCCGAAUUUAUGGACUAUCGGACUGGUGGUAGCAGCGCUGGCAGUGGACGGAGCGAGUAUGAGCGAAGGCCUCCGCCACCAGCCAAUUCCUAAAAUCGGGUCACGCGGACUGUGUGCUUCUGUAAUAUAUGUGUACUUCAACACGUGUACUCCUGUGAAUAAUUCCUGCGCUAUAUAAUUGAUAUAUAGAAAGCAAUCUACUAAAGUUCUGCCGGUUAUAAGAGCAAAACUCGCGGAGUUAGUGAACAUAGUUUUUUACAUCAAAAUGCUAGAUAUUUUAAAAACUAAUUUAUUAAGCCAUGAAGCAGAUGAAGGAUGCUCAUUAUCAUUAUUAUGUUUGGUUUGCCUCGGAAUAAACCAGAGGGUUAACGGAACCUGAUUUUCUGCGCGUAUGUACAUCUUGGAUACCUCAAUCUUUCGUCCCUCGUUUAGUUUUAGCAGUACGAAGUGGGUUUGGUCAAACGACGCAUUUCAAUAAAACAAAACUACGCUGUGAAUAGGAUGGGAACUCAAAACGGCACCAGAAGAAUAGGAUAAUCUACUCGGAAACGCGACGUGCGCUUUGAACAGUUAGUUGUAAAUAGUAGUAGUAUUAAAUAGCAGUGCAUGAAAGGUCAGAACAGUUUGCUUAGUGACAUUAGAAUGAAUUGAAUAGGCGUAAAAAAUAUACCUAGCGUGAAAGCGUGUGAAAGACUGGUAGAUUUGCGUUUGUAAGGCUAGAAGAAAGUAGAUUUAUAUAACUAAUAAUUUAUACCAAUUAAUUGUCGAUAGAAAGUCUAUUUUACUUACAAUUAAAAUGUUUGAAUUCAGAACAAACACGGCAAAAAUAGCCUACAAUAUUUAAGCCUGUCUAUCAUUACUAUGUUCAGUUCAAUAUGCGGCUGUCAAGCAAAGGAUUUAAAAAAUUAGGAAAGCCCGACAUGCUCAACUGCAAUGUCACUAUAUGCACUAAAAGUGGACUAUUUCUGCAACGGAACCGUUAUAACAACGGUCUCUGUGUAACCAUAGAACGGACGGAAGCGGUAAAACCAAUAAAUAAAAAAUCUCA
Molecule: messenger RNA, 7506 nt
Organism: Sabethes cyaneus
Lineage: Eukaryota; Metazoa; Arthropoda; Insecta; Diptera; Culicidae
Gene: Chd1
Product: chromodomain-helicase-DNA-binding protein 1
Exons: 8
Coding region: 435-6551 (2038 amino acids)
Biological process (GO): nucleosome organization; regulation of transcription by RNA polymerase II
Cellular component (GO): nucleus; chromatin
Molecular function (GO): ATP-dependent chromatin remodeler activity; DNA binding; ATP hydrolysis activity
Source: RefSeq, a predicted model, not a curated record